Candidula unifasciata is the source of this 2259-nucleotide messenger RNA. The record is from the annotation of a GenBank genome assembly. NCBI's taxonomy places the organism in Eukaryota, Metazoa, Mollusca, Gastropoda, Stylommatophora, Geomitridae.
AUGGCUGGAAGGCAACGAGGUGCAUCAACUAAGCUAUACAACUCGUUGUUUAUAGUGGUUUGCCUACUUUGGUGUGCAGCCAGCCAGGCACACAGCGAGGUGGAUCUCCCCCCUUUAGACAAACAUCUAGAGGACUCUAUUGCCACGGACAUGCUAAACAUUGUUGACAAGAAGUUCGAGACUUUAACCACAAGGAUCGCAUCUCUGGAGUCAGCCGUGAACAGUCUGCAGUACUACUCCAUUCGGCAUAUCCGUGAGAUGAGAGGAAGAUUACAGAGUACGGACAAUGACUUGGAGACUGUCAGAAAACAGGUUACCCAGUUGGGAGACGAACAACGAUCACACAAUGCUGUUGUCAGUGUCAUGGCUACUGAUGUGUCAGAGUUGAAAAAGAGCUCAGCUGACCUCCUGGGUGAAUUUGAAUCAAGUGUGUUUUACAUUAACGAAAACCUGGAUAAACAAAACAAGGAUCUCAAGACACUUCUGGAAGACACAGUGAUCAGAAGUUCCCGCGAAGUCACUGAACAGAUUUCUAAGCAACUGGAAGAAACGGUUCAACAAAUGGAACAAUUGCAAGUGAGAAUUAUUCCUUGUCUUAAUCCAGAACCAGCCAGUUGUUCCGUGGAUUUUUCUGGAAUAUCCGAGCACAUUGAUCUGAGGUUCGCCGAAUUCAAGAUGCAGACGCACGCUUACUUUGUCAGGCUCAUCAAUGCAGCUCAGUUGGAUAUUAUAAGCGGCAAGAGAUUCAGUGAUGACGAAAGCAAAGUGGAGGAAACAAAGAAAGAAAAAGACAAGCCUUGCGACUGCAAGGCUGACUCGACGAAGAACAACAGCUUCCGUGCAGAUCGUGCAGAUGACACCGUCGGACAUGCAGCCUACACGUUGGUCAGCAGAAAUGAAAACAUCAGCAGUGCUGAAAAUGUCACAGCUCAAACAGCCCAUGAUGUCCACAGAAAAUACCAAGACGAAAACGAUGAACAGGUUAUGAAUGCGCUCUACAACAUGACCACUAGUGUCUUACAGGCUGUCAACUACUUCCGCAACACUGGGCGAAUGCUAGAGCAGAUUUUAUCCAACACAGACUCGAUUAUCAUCCAGCAGACGGACAUAACUAAAAGAUUCAAUCCAUUGUACCUUGGUGUUUUAAGUUCGACUGAAGACGAUGAAUCUUACCAAAGCAAUAUCAUUCCUGGAGCACAGGGAGCAGAGAAGCGAAUUCCGCUCAAAAGGUUAUCGCCUGUGAAAACUGCAGACGCGGGAUGUUCUUCCUACAAUGAAGUUUUCAAGAACGUCACUGCCAUUAUAAGAAAUGGAAGCCAGCUGCUAGAGGUGCUUACAGAUCUUGCUCAGCUAAGUUCGGUGUCCCUCUCCAAAGUAACAGCUGCUUUACAAGACGAAGUGACUCGUGUAGAAGGCAUCAGAACGCAGAUGGCAACCACCAUGUUGGCCAGGACCAGCGGAGACAAGUCUGACCCUGUUAUUGUAUUGACCAACGUGACCCAAAAGACGCUCAAGCUGGUGGAGGCAGUCGCUUCCAACACUGGGUGGCUUCCUCAAAUACAUCACAACGUACAGCUUCUAGAAUCCAUGACGAAUCGUUCGCUUUACGGAGUUUUGCAAAAUCACGCACUGCUACGACGAAUUCAAGAAAUUAGUCCAAACCAAGAAGAUCCGGUUGCAAGUUUUGGCCGAGACAACAAUAAAACAACUGGACACGGUACUUCUCGGACACAUUCCAACAGACAUAGGUCAUCAAAUAGUGACCUCAACGAGUCAACGAAAGAUGAGGCAGCACUGAACAGAGAAUCAUUGGAAACAAUCUAUAGCACAAGUUUACAGCUAAACAGGAUCAUGCCAGCGCUGACAAAACUCCUGUCAGAGCCAGACCCUCUGAUAACACUGGUAGGAGGUGGCAGGCCCGACCAGGGAAGGGUCGAGAUCUACCACAACGGCCUGUGGGGUGCCUUGUGCCAGCGUGACCUCUCACACGCCGAAGCAGACCUUAUAUGUCGUCAUCUCGGAUUCAGAGGUGGGAUUUCGGCCGGGUCUGGUCACUUUGGUUCUGGGACGGGAGCUUCGUGGAUCUUCAAUGCAUCUUGCCUAGCCUCGCCACAGUGUCCCGUUGUGUCGUAUUCUGACGACACAGCACAGUGCAGUCACGAGUUGGAUGCGGGAGUUAUAUGUGAUCACAUGCUAAGAAUAGUUUCAACUGAUGGAUCAACUAAAGGGAAAGUAGGCAGACUUGAGAUUCAUCACAGG